Molecule: messenger RNA, 1813 nt
Organism: Chenopodium quinoa (quinoa)
Lineage: Eukaryota; Viridiplantae; Streptophyta; Magnoliopsida; Caryophyllales; Amaranthaceae
Product: probable LRR receptor-like serine/threonine-protein kinase At3g47570
Exons: 3
Coding region: 98-1555 (485 amino acids)
Biological process (GO): protein phosphorylation
Molecular function (GO): protein binding; protein kinase activity; ATP binding
Source: RefSeq, a predicted model, not a curated record
ACUCAAGAAUCUAGGUUUGCUUCGCGUUACAGGAAACACGUUGUCCGGUGAAAUACCAAGCACACUCAGUAGUUGUGUAGAGUUGACGAAUCUGUACAUGGAUGGAAAUUUUCUUCAAGGCGCCAUUCCUGAUGCAUUGAGCGAAUUGAAAGGUCUCAAUGAGUUGGAUUUGUCUAAAAACAAUUUAUCAGGUAAAAUUCCGCAAUUUUUGGAGAGCCUUCCAUUGCAAAUGCUGAAUCUAUCAUACAAUAGCAAGCUCGAAGGUGAAGUACCCACUGGUGGAAUUUUUAGUAAUGCAACAGGUCUUUCACUAGAUGGAAUUAGGGGAUUGUGUGGAGGUCGACCGGAGUUGAAGCUUCCUAAAUGCAACAAAAAGAACCAGAAAAAAAGACAAGGUCACAAUAAAAGAUUAAUACUUGGUAUUGUUUUCGGCCUUCUUGGAAUUAUAUCGAUGGUGACAAUAUUUGUGUCAUUAUACAUCUAUCGGUAUAAAAAGAAGACUAAAUUACCCACAUUCUUGGGUAAUUUUUCAGAGAACUAUCCAAACUUGUCUUACCAAACCCUUUUAAAAGCCACAAAUGGGUUUUCUUUUGACAAUUUGAUUGGGAGAGGCACAUUUGGGGCUGUAUACAAGGGAAUCCUUCAUGACCUUGUGGAAACAUCCAUUAUUGCAAUCAAGAUUUUCAACCUAGAGCAGCAUGGUGCUUCGAAGAGUUUUAUGGCUGAAUGUGGAGUCCUCCGGACUAUAAGACAUCGGAAUUUGAUCAAGGUCAUUACUGCUUGCUCAAGUGUUGACUAUCAAGGGAAUGACUUCAAGGCUUUGGUUUAUGAGUACAUGGUUAGAGGAAGCUUAGAAGAGUGGUUGCAUCCAGUGGCAAUUGAUGUGGUUGAGGACACAGAUACUGCACCUAGGUUAAGUCUACGACAAAGACUUGAUAUUGUAGUUGAUGUUGCUAGUGCGUUGGAGUAUCUUCAUCAUAAUUGUGGUGCACCCAUAAUUCAUUGUGAUCUCAAGCCAAGCAAUGUCCUACUAGAUGAAGAAUUGGUUGCACAUGUCAGCGACUUUGGGUUGGCUAAAUUUCUCUCGGAAAGCAUCAGUAGCUCUAUUGCAAAUCAAUCCAGCUCUCUUGGAGUCAGGGGAACUGUUGGUUACGCUCCACCAGAAUAUGGUUUGGGAAAUGAGGCGUCUACCAAUGGUGAUGUCUAUAGUUUUGGAAUUCUACUACUGGAGAUGAUCACAGGAAAAAGGCCUACUAAUGAUAUGUUCAGUGAAGGAAUAAGCCUUCAUGACUAUGUGAAAGAAGCUCUACCUGAACGAGUGAUCGAGAUUGUAGAUCACUCCCUUGUUGAAGACAUAGACUCUGAGGAGAUCGAUAGCAGGUUAAUGUUGGAGGCACUAACUUCUGUACUUGGAAUAGCAUUGUCUUGCUCAACUGAGGUCCCACAAGAAAGGUUGGAUAUGAGUGAUGUCACUGCAAAAUUAUCAUCAAUCAGAAAAAAGCUUCUUGGAACUAGAUUAGAUCAAAGGAGAAUUCGUGCAGGAACACGAUGGUGAUCAAGAUCUCUCUAAUAUUACCAGCUCAUGACCAAGCUUUCUAUGUAUCUGUGACUUCUCUUAAAAAGAAUCUUGCUCUUGUUUCUUAUUUUUUUCUUUUCCCCUUACAGUGUUCUGACUUAAGAUCUGAACAGUAGAGCAACUAUCUACUUCAGAUUACAGUCUUUGAAUCAUUUGAUGGUUUUUCUCCUUUAAGCUUUUUGUUUGUAUCACAAUAAACAAUUUUAGUUCCUUAUCUAUAUACUGUGUGAUCAGAUA